Bacillus rossius redtenbacheri is the source of this 878-nucleotide messenger RNA. RefSeq names its product adult-specific cuticular protein ACP-20-like. The transcript is spliced from 3 exons. The coding region runs from base 26 to 553 and encodes 175 amino acids. Gene Ontology annotation, cellular component: extracellular matrix. NCBI's taxonomy places the organism in Eukaryota, Metazoa, Arthropoda, Insecta, Phasmatodea, Bacillidae. The record is from RefSeq and is a predicted model, not a curated record.
ACCGCAGCCAGCUCCGCCUGCAGACAUGGCCGGCACCCAGGUUUUAGUCUCGGCGGUGGCGGUGGUGCUGGCCGCGAUGGGUGGGUUAGCGACCAAUCACGGCCUCGGAGGAGACGGCGGCCACGCCCACUCCAGCUGGCACUUCAGCGGUCCAGUGGCGGGUCCUCACAAGCAGGUGCACGUGGCGGCCGGUCUCGGAGGACACGGAGGACAUUCAGGACACGGAGGACAUUCAGGACAUGGAGGACACGGAGACGGAGGAUACAUCGACUACGUGGCGGAGCCGAAGUACUCGUUCGGCUACGAGGUGGCGGACCACAAGACGGGCGACCUCCACGGCCAGCAGGAGCAGCGCGACGGAGACUCGGUGAAGGGCUCCUACCACGUGAAGGAGCCCGGCGGCAACGUGCGCACGGUGCAGUACCUGGCCGACAAGCACGGCUUCCACGCGCGCGUGCACAACAGCGGCGGCAACGACCACUCGGGCGGGCACGCGGGUGCGGGUGGCCACUCGGGCGGGCACACGGGUGGCCACGGUCACCAUGGAUACUAAUGAAACUUCCAACCCGACACUUUCCAUUACGGUCACCUUUCCUCAUUACUUGAAUGUUGUGCGUGUGCCUUUUUAUUUAUUGUGAAUGAUAUAUUUUGAAUACUGGAAUACGUUUGCUUUAAGUACGCAAUAAAUUAUUUUAUUUGAAAUACAUGAGUUAAUUUUUUUAAAUAAAUAAAAUUUAAGCAGUUGAAUUAAUGUAUGAAAUUGUAAGAAAGUUAAUAACAUAAAUUUUAUAACAAAAAUAAUGCAUUUGUUUGGAAAUUCAAACAUGAUUUUGUGUGACUAAGCCUUCAUAGUAUUAAAACAAGCGAUAUAUUUUCAA